Eriocheir sinensis (Chinese mitten crab) is the source of this 5144-nucleotide messenger RNA. Its product is annotated as E3 ubiquitin-protein ligase MIB1-like. Gene Ontology annotation, biological process: protein ubiquitination. Gene Ontology annotation, cellular component: cytoplasm. The record is from RefSeq and is a predicted model, not a curated record. Gene Ontology annotation, molecular function: ubiquitin-protein transferase activity; protein binding. Lineage: Eukaryota; Metazoa; Arthropoda; Malacostraca; Decapoda; Varunidae. The transcript is spliced from 9 exons. The coding region runs from base 848 to 2152 and encodes 434 amino acids.
CCACCACGCCCACAGCCCGCCCCUGAACCGCACUCCCGCCAGAAGCAGCAGCGGCGGCAACCAUCUUAGCUGCCGCCGACCAGCCCGGGUGCCACACUGCCCUCUCUCUCCCCUCUCUCCCGCGGCGAGGGGAAAGGAGGGCGGGGAGGAGGAGGGCGGCAGAGGUACCCACUAGUGCCCACGCUUCGCCCGAGAAGCUGCCCUCCUCGUCGCCGCCGCCACUACCGAAAUGCUGUGAGCUUCAAGAUUAUUGGACAAAGUGAGCGUGUGCCUUAUAAGGGCACUUCGAGGCACAUUCUGCGGGGUGCCCCCUGCCCCGCCCCGCCCCCGCCCCUCCCCCGCCUCAGAUAUAGCGGCUCUCAUUAAAAAUAAACUGAAUCUGGCAGUUAGCGUGGCGUUACUCUUCCUCCUGCAGCCGGGUCCUCCGCAGGGCACCUCGGACGGACAGGGCGGCGCUGUGGCGAGGACUCAGCCCCCCGCGAACCGGCUGACCCCCGACACUUCCUUCCUCGCGGGGCACAGGCGGCCGAGGCAAGAUAAGAAGGGCAUGAGGCGUGAUGUGGCAACGCUGGGCGGCAGUUUGAAUUGGCGGUGAACCGGGUUGAGAUGAGGGAGGAGGAGGAGGAGGCGAGGAGGGCACUGGCACUCCCUCCCUCUCCCCUCCCAUCGUGUGAGUGCCAGGCCUGAACGUAAAGUCAGAGACUCGAUUCUAUUCUUUCAUCGCCUUCCUCUCUUCCUCCUCCUCCUUCCUUUCCUCUCCUAUCCUCCACUUGCUCCUCCUCUUCCUCCUCCUUCCUUGGUCACUGCCCGCCACCAACCUGCCCCGGCGUGACUGGCGAAGGACGCCAUGAGGAUCCUACUGAGCAAGGUUCCUCGCUCCUGGAUGGUGGACGAGAAGAAGGACGAUGGCUACACAGCGCUCCACCUGGCGGCUCUUAAUAAUCAUGUGGAGGUGGCGGAGUUGCUGGUUCAUCAGGGCCGGGCCAACAUGGAUCUGCAGAACGUGAACCUGCAGACCCCGCUCCACCUGGCGGUCGAGAGGCACCACACCCAGAUCGUAAGGCUCCUGGUGCGAGAGGGCGCGAACCUGAACCUGGCGGACAAGGACGGCGAUACACCCCUGCACGAGGCCCUGCGCCACCACACGCUCUCCCAGCUGCGCCAACUCCAGGACAUGCAGGACGUGGGCAAGUCGCCCCAGCUGCUGAUGGGUCUGGGGACUCAAGGCGUGGACAAGAAGAGUCCCGCCUCCAUUGCCUGUCUGCUGGCUGCUCACGGCGCCGACCUUAACAUCAAGAACAAGAAGGGACAGACUCCCCUUGACCUGUGUCCAGACCCCAACCUGUGCAAGGCACUCACCAAAUGUUACAAGGACAAGUCUGUUUCCGGGGACAUGGGGUCGCUGGAGGUGUGCCCCGAGGAGAGCCUGGAGGAGUGCAUGGUCUGCUCCGACACCAAGCGGGACACACUCUUCGGCCCCUGUGGUCACAUUGCCACCUGCUCCAUCUGUUCUCCCAGAGUCAAGAAGUGUCUGAUGUGCAAGGAGCCGGUCCAGUCCAGAACAAAGAUUGAGGAGUGUGUCGUGUGUUCAGACAAGCAGGCAACCGUGCUCUUCCAGCCAUGUGGUCACAUGUGUGCCUGCGACAACUGUGCCUCCCUCAUGAAGAAGUGUGUGCAGUGCCGAGGCGUCAUCGAGAAGCAGAUUCCCUUCAUUGUGUGCUGUGGGGGGCAAGCCCCAGCUUCCAUCCUGCCUGGGGUUGCCCACACCAACAACAACAGCAACAGCAGUAGCAGUGGUGGCAGCAGCGGUGCGAGUGUGGGCGCUGCUGUGGCUGCUUCCUCAGGCACCAACAACAACACCACUGCGGGUCACAUUGUGGUGUCCGGCCCAGCGGCAGCGGGCGUGGUGGUGCCCGGCCCCACCGGUCCCCUCAUGAACAAUGGCACGCGGGACAUGUCCUCAGCUGACUUGCAGAAGCUUCAGCAGCAGCUCCACGACAUAAAGGAACAGACCAUGUGCCCAGUGUGUCUUGACCGCCUGAAGAACAUGAUAUUCCUCUGUGGUCACGGCACCUGCCAGAUGUGUGGAGACCGCAUGCACGAGUGUCCAAUCUGCCGCAAGCCUGUAGAAAAGCGAAUCUUAGUGUUCUGAGCCUGAAUGUCUGUCUCGGCUGAUGCUGAGGCACAACAAUCAAAACACAUGAAAGCAGUGAACUCACUCCAGGGGUCACACUUUGGAAUGAGAUUAAAGAUUUAGUUGUUGAAUAAUUUUAACAUUGUUGAUGCAGGCAGCUUAAGUCACCAAGUACACUGCUUCACAGUUGAGGCUUCAACUGCACACAUUAUGGUGAAGUGCAGCUGCUGAUAACAUUUACUGCAAGUUAACAUUACUUAUAAUAAUUAAUGAUAGCCAGACAGACGAAGGCACCAGAACGUAAUUGUGUUAGUGGUGACACAAUGUUGAAUAUCUUUGGAAUUAAAUUGUGUAUCCUUAAAGGUUUUAUCCUACAUUAGCAAUUUAGGACUACAAGCAACAGGUAAUUCCUGCUGAAAUUGACAAACGAUGCAUUGCACAACAAUGUGCUAUAUAUAUAAAAGAUUUCUGAAUACCAUCACUUUGUGAUCUGAUUAUGUAUUCAAGAAAUGACUCUUUGCAGCUUUAUGAAUACAAUCACUUUGUGAUCUGAUAUGUAUCUAAGAAAUGACUCUUUGCAGCUUUACAUGCCCAGAUCUUUUUUCAUUUGACUGGUCAUUACUGUAAAAGUAUUUUAUAAUGAGGCUUCACUCCUGCUGGAGAAUGAUAACUUUCCAUGAUUCAGUAUUGAGCCAAGCUGUUGAGUGGCUGGCAUACAUCCCUUCCUCCUCCACAUAAUAUAAAUUUAAGUUCACAACUUACUCUACUUCCCACUACCCAUGCCAAAUUACAUUCUAUCAUGGUUUAAGCAAGUCAGGACCCUAGAAAUACUAGAUGUACAUAAGAAGAUAUUUACUCACAUUCAUCACCCCUGGGAUGUUGUAACUAGUGACACUUUCCACAGGUGUGUAUCAUACACAGCCAGUAGGUGACGGUGUGGCUAAGGGAAUGGGAUUAGAGUAGACAAUUAACCGCUGCAACAACAGUAUUGCCCAGAGUGUGUAUUUGCUAAUAAUGUGUCAUUUGGGAGUAGUUUUCCCUGCCCGUCAGCAGGGCUUAGCGCAUGCCUUUCAAAACUAGUGUCAAGAUUCAUGCUAGAAUAAUGUUUAACACUGGAAGAAGUAAGUUUUUACUCUUGUACCAUUACAUUCCUUUACUAGUUAUAUUUGAUUUUGGUAAAAAUAGUGACAGGCAGUCUUUAAAGGCACAUCCAAAUGACACUUUUUAAUGUUUUCUAAAACAAUAGAUUUUUUUACUUUGUACAACAUGUUUGAUGACUGUACAGUGUUUGUGCUUAACUAACUGCUAGACAUUAGCAAGUACAAUUUAUCAGCAGUCAUGGGAGAUUUCUUAUCUAUUUUUUAUUGUGUGAGAAAGUGUGUAUAUGCAUGCACACAUGACCCAAAUACCAGUACAUUAUUAUUUAUGAGCGCUAUCUGAUCACUGCCGUCUAAACUGAUGUAACUCCACACAACCUUAGUUUAUUUGCUUUCCUUCUGGUUCAACCAACAGUUUAGAAAAGCAAACAUUCCAGUAAACAUGAAAUGAGAUUUUUAUUCUCAAAUAUCGUGUAAGGAAGACAUCUGUCGAGUCCAUCUUUCGAAGUUGGUGAAUGACAGAUUAUAAAAAAAAAUGAACACACAGGAUAAAAAAUCAAGAUUGACCUCAAACAAAGAUGGAAGAUGAUAGGGGAAUCUCAAGUAAUGGUUGUUGAAGUGGUGAGAAGAACUUUCCAAUGAUAUAGUGAUCUUAGAGGUGAAUCAAAUAAAGGGAAAGUUGUUUUCUACCUAGCAUUCAACAUUUAAUACUCGCACAGAAUCCAUACUGUUUUGCAUGUUUGUGUCUUGCAUGGAUCUUCAAGGCUGUGUGUUUCUUUCAAUCUUGAAUACACAACAAUGCUUCUGAGCCCAAAGAUGUUCCUGACUUAUAUAUACCGAAGUUUUAUAAUGGGACUGUCAGCUUUGACCCACAGCAUGAUUGGUCUCUGCUUUACUUUCAACUAUUAAAUUAUAUACAGCAGUGCAAGACUGACAGGAGUGCAGUCAUCACAAUAAUGUGUUAUAAUUUACAACAAGCAUGUCUAUCACUGAUACAACUGCCUAAUUAAGGUAAAUUCUUUCACUACCUACUCAUGCACAGACCUUAUUGCACAUAUUAUAAAAGGGAACAUGAACUUACUUAGAUGAUGAUGACCAUGCUGUUAGAAUGUUUGAAUAGAUGAGACAAACUGCAAGAAAAAUUUUCAUUAGCUUUAUCUUGUCCUUACAAGACAUGAAUAUUUAUCAGCUUUAACAGCAAACAUUAUGGUGAAUGUUAAGUAACAUGAAGAAAAUACAUUCAUUACAGGUAUAAACAUUUUUUAUAAAUCACUUUUAAAUUAUCCCCUCAGCAAUUUUCUGCCCUAAGGUGAUAUGUUACAUGCAUCAUAAAUGGCAGCAGCUCCAGCACAUCUGUUGACGAGGCUGCUGGUUAUUUGGUGUUCAGCUGCAAUGAUUUUAGGAAACAGGAAGAACCUAAUUCUUGACCUUAUGCACUUCCAGACCAACAGCUUGAUGCUUGUGUGUCAGUCCUCAGUGCCAGCUUGUGUAAUGAGGGGGAAGUCAGAAUGUCUGAACAGGCUACAAACAAAUUCUUGUUGUCUUAUUUAAAUAUUCAUCAUUAUAUUAUCUGGUCAUUUUAAUUGAUUUUUAUAUGGGGUCUGACUAUUCAUAUCAUGCUUGAUUAAAUGCAGUUUACUUCAGUGAAGGUCACUAUUUAGCAUAAAUUAAAAUGACCUGAUUGCUUUUUAUCCAUCCUAUGAAUGUAUUUAUAUAAGCCAUGUAUGUGCCUCAAUGUAUGAUAGCUAAGCACAGUUGUACAGUACUUUGUGCUUGUGGCAGCAGGAAUACAGGGGAAUCAAAGGAAUGACUAUUACCUAAUUUGACAAAUUAACUUUUUAUUUCUAAAAUGUUGUUUUAAACCUAUGCUUUCAAAUGAACCCCCAGCGUGCUAAUAAACAUAAUUGAAAUGA